CACAGACAGACACACACACAGGGGUGACAUGGCUGACGGCCCAACAGAGAGCCAGCCGCCGCCGCCGCCUGGGACUCCCGGAGCGCCCGGAGCCUGGCGACUGUCCUCCGACGACGUGCGGUGCAUCACCUGGUGGUUCGGCUGGGCGCUGUUCCUGGCCAUCGCCAUCUCGCUAGGCGUGUGGAAGACCGCAGAGCCGGGCUUCCAGCUAUCUAUUGCUGUUGCACCAGAAGAGGUCAAGCCGAUGCGGUUCGACGAGUCUACUGGCGUCGUCCAUCCGCGCAUCCUCCGCGAUCAUGUCCCCUGCGCAGGCAAUCGCUGCUUCUCGGUGGCAAGACCGGGCUGCAGCGCAGCCCGAGACGGCCGUAUCACCGUCCACGUCGUGCCUUCAGCCGAGCCGCGCGCCUCGGUUCCGGUCCCGCUUGCCGGCGCCGCCUUCUUCGACUACGAUGCGGUGGUCCACGCGCUCGCAGCGUCCAACGCGACCCGCGCAGUCGACGCCCCAGACGCCGCCUGCCUCAUUGUCCCGGGCCUCGACUCAGCUUCCAACUUGGGGGCCGACGGCGGCAACCACCUUGUGCUCGACGCGCUCUCGCCGCCGUGCGAUGCUUACCCGGCCGGCCGUGCCGUCCGCUGGGCCCGCGCUGCCGACGAGCGCUGCUACUGGUACCACCACGACCUGGUCAUUCCGUCGUCAGGCGCCGUGGCCGAGGUUGCGGCUUAUGCCGAGCCCGAUGCGCCGGCCGUGCUCUCGGCCUCGGAGCGGAGUCACUUGCUCGCAGUCGUCGGUCCCCGCGAUGUCUUGCCCGAGAUCGACCACGAUCCGCCGUACGUCGUCCGCUGCGACGAGUGCACCGUCGACGCGGAGGCCGAGCGCGCGCUCUAUCGUGCAUCCAAGUACGUCGUCCUCGACGUGCUCACCAACGCCGGCCCGGAGCAGCUCUUCCGAGUCAUGGCCGCUGGCGCCGUUCCGGUCGUCGUCCACCGCGGCUACACCAUUCCCAUCCUCCCACUCGCCGAGGCCAUUGCCUGGCAGGAGCUGGUUUUCUUUGUCAUGGCCUCGGACCUCCCGGAACUGGCUGUCACCCUUUACUCGUUGGACGACGCCGUCCAGGACGAGCGCGCCGCCGCCAUCGCCGGCGUGCUCUCAUCGACCUUUGGCUCUACACGGUCGGUUGUUGAUGCUGCGCUCGGCAUCACCACCAGGCGCAUUGCUGCCACCCUCGCCUCGCUCGACGCCGAUCCCGACGACGAGCUGGCCCGUGCGCGCGCCCUUGACGACGCUGGCCUCGGCAUCGCCUACGUUGCUCAUCUCCGCCAGCUCGUUGCCGACGCCGCCGACUGA
Molecule: messenger RNA, 1345 nt
Organism: Thecamonas trahens ATCC 50062
Lineage: Eukaryota; Apusomonadida; Apusomonadidae
Exons: 2
Coding region: 29-1345 (438 amino acids)
Source: RefSeq, a predicted model, not a curated record